Emys orbicularis (European pond turtle) is the source of this 2151-nucleotide messenger RNA. It is a transcript of the gene LRRN1, whose product is annotated as leucine rich repeat neuronal 1. Bases 1 to 2151 code for a protein of 716 amino acids. The record is from RefSeq and is a predicted model, not a curated record. The transcript has a single exon. Gene Ontology annotation, molecular function: protein binding. Gene Ontology annotation, cellular component: extracellular matrix. NCBI's taxonomy places the organism in Eukaryota, Metazoa, Chordata, Testudines, Emydidae.
AUGGCUAGGAUUAGAUUGAUUUUAAUAGCUUGCCUGUUGGUGCUAGAAUUGCUAAUGAAUUCAGUGACUGAGCCUUCCAUACAGAAUAAUGAAUGUCCACAGCUUUGUGUAUGUGAAAUCAGGCCAUGGUUUACACCACAGUCGACCUACAGAGAAGCUACAACAGUUGACUGCAAUGACCUUCGUUUAACAAAAAUCCCCAGCAAUCUUUCCAGUGACACUCAAGUUCUUCUCUUACAAAGCAACAACAUUGCAAAGACCACAGAUGAACUCCAACAGCUUUUCAAUUUAACAGAGUUAGAUUUUUCACAGAAUAAUUUUACUAGUAUCAAAGAUGUGGGGCUCUCAAAUCUGACUCAGCUCACUACUUUACAUCUGGAGGAAAACCAGAUAACAGAGAUGACUGACUACUGCUUGCAGGACCUUUGCAAUCUUCAGGAACUAUAUAUAAACCAUAACCAGAUUAGUAGCAUCUCUGCAAAUGCAUUUUCUGGCCUGAGGAACCUUUUAAGACUUCAUCUUAACUCUAACAAAUUAAAGGUUAUUGACAGUCGUUGGUUUGAUGCUACUCCUAACCUGGAGAUCCUUAUGAUUGGAGAAAAUCCAGUGAUUGGAAUACUAGAUAUGAACUUCAAGCCACUCUCAAAUUUAAGAAGUCUGGUUUUGGCUGGUAUGUACCUCACUGAUAUUCCUGGAAAUGCAUUAGUAGGCUUGGAUAGUCUUGAAAGUCUUUCCUUUUAUGAUAACAAACUAGUCAAGGUUCCUCAGCUUGCUCUUGAGAAAGUUCCAAAUUUAAAAUUCCUUGACCUCAACAAAAACCCAAUUCACAAAAUCCAAGAAGGUGACUUUAAAAAUAUGCUGCGGUUGAAAGAACUUGGGAUCAAUAAUAUGGGAGAACUAGUUUCUGUUGAUAGGUAUGCACUAGACAACCUACCUGAACUUACAAAGCUUGAAGCUACUAACAAUCCAAAGUUGUCUUAUAUACAUCGUUUAGCAUUUCGUAAUGUUCCUGCUCUGGAAAGCCUGAUGCUGAACAACAAUGCUUUGAACGCAGUCUACCAAAAGACAGUGGAAUCCCUUCCAAAUCUGCGUGAGAUCAGUAUUCACAGUAAUCCACUCAGGUGUGACUGUGUCAUUCACUGGAUCAACUCAAACAAAACCAAUAUCCGUUUUAUGGAACCUCUAUCAAUGUUUUGUGCUAUGCCACCUGAAUACAGAGGACAACAGGUGAAAGAAGUGUUAAUACAGGAUUCAAGUGAACAAUGUCUUCCAAUGAUUUCUCAUGACACUUUUCCAAAUCAUUUGAAUUUGGACAUUGGCAUGACAGUGUUUCUAGAUUGUCGAGCCAUGGCAGAACCCGAACCAGAAAUUUAUUGGGUAACUCCACUUGGAAAUAAAAUAACAGUUGAAAGUCUCUCAGACAAGUACAAGCUGAGUAGUGAAGGUACCCUGGAAAUCUCGAAUAUUCAGAUUGAAGACUCUGGAAGAUAUACAUGUGUUGCUCAAAAUAUAGAGGGGGCUGAUACAAGAGUAGCUACUAUAAGAGUGAAUGGAACGCUUUUGGAUGGUACACAAGUGCUGAAAAUAUAUGUCAAGCAAGCUGAAUCUCAUUCGAUAUUAGUUUCUUGGAAGGUUAACUCCAAUGUCAUGACCUCCAAUUUAAAAUGGUCCUCAGCCACUAUGAAGAUUGAUAACCCUCACAUUACAUACACCGCGAGGGUCCCAGUUGAUGUACAUGAAUAUAACCUCACUCAUUUGCAGCCAUCCACAGAUUACGAGGUCUGUCUAACUGUAUCAAAUAUCCAUCAGCAAACUCAAAAGUCUUGUGUUAACGUUACAACAAAAAAUGCAGCUUUUGCCCUUGACAUUUCCGACCAAGAAACCAGUACCGCCCUUGCAGCUGUAAUGGGUUCAAUGUUUGCUGUGAUCAGCCUUGCCUCCAUCUCUGUUUAUAUUGCUAAAAGGUUUAAGAGAAAAAACUACCACCAUUCAUUGAAAAAGUAUAUGCAAAAGACCUCUUCAAUCCCACUGAAUGAGCUCUAUCCGCCACUUAUUAAUCUCUGGGAAGGUGACAGUGAAAAAGACAAGGAUGGUUCUGCAGAGACCAAGCCAACCCAAGUUGACACAUCCAGAAGCUAUUACAUGUGGUAA